Molecule: messenger RNA, 1169 nt
Organism: Vollenhovia emeryi
Lineage: Eukaryota; Metazoa; Arthropoda; Insecta; Hymenoptera; Formicidae
Product: phospholipase A2-like
Exons: 5
Coding region: 89-772 (227 amino acids)
Biological process (GO): arachidonate secretion; phospholipid metabolic process
Source: RefSeq, a predicted model, not a curated record
AAGGUAGAUCUGUAUUAAGCAAUAAUACAUCAAAUACUAACGAAAGACAGACAAUAGAAAAUAAACUCGACAUACAGGUGAAUAAACGAUGUCACGUGUACUCGUUUGCCUCUCUGUGCUCUUCAUCCUCAGCAUCGCCGCUCAAUUUGGCGAUUGCGAAGACAAUGUCACCCAGCAACCCAACAUCGAAUGUGAUGAUAAAAAUAUUACACUUGGUGGCGAUAAAACUCGUAUAUCGUCUUUGGAAAAGUUACUGAUACCCAUGUUGAAAGACUCCGGAAAGAAUAAUUCGAAAAUUGAAGAUACAGGAUUCGGCAAAAUUCUACAAAAAUUUAAACGUUACGUUCGCUUCAUCUUACCAGGAACACGCUGGUGCGGCGAUGGAGAUAAAGCGCGUAACGAGGGCGAUCUCGGUUUUUUCGACAGAACAGACUCCUGUUGCAGAGAUCACGAUAAUUGCAAGAACGAUAUGAUGGCCGGCGACACGCAGGUCAAUAUCGAGAACAACGGUAUUUUCACGAGGUCUGCUUGUACUUGCGAUUUUGCGUUCUUCAAGUGUCUGGAAAAGGCCGACAGUCCAGUUGCCAACAAGAUUGGAUUCAUGUAUUUUAAUAUACUGCGACAGCAGUGUUUCCAGUGCAUAUGCCCGAUGAAAGAUUGCAACUUAGAAGACGAGACGGAAUGUAAGGACCACUGCACGAAGUACAAGUGGAUGGACAGUCCCAACUAUUCCAAAUCUAGUUUCCCUUGGUUCCCAAAUUGGUUGGGUUAACAGUCGCAACAGCCGCACGCGCGCAGAUUUACGAGUUUGAUGAAACAAAGGAAGAUUCAGUUAAUUUCAAAGAUGUGAUCUUAGGUAUAAAACUUUCAAGAUCUAUAAGAAUAUAAUAUUUAAAAAAAUACUUUCGCAAUUCUGCAAUUCUUGUAACAAUUUCAUGACUUUUUUUAUUAUUUGGCAAAAUUUACAAUUUUAUUUAGGACGCUUGAUUUAAAAGAAAAGCAAACAGUGAUUAGACUCUUGAAGUAAGAUGAGAGAAUACUAAUUAUACAUUUUGUAAAGCUCUUAUUGUGCACAAUGUACUCUAAAACUAUAUUUUAAUACAUGCACUGAUGCAUUGUAAUGCAGAUGCGAUAUGCAAUGUAAAUAAAGCGAUGACUUGAUGAUGUAA